AUGCUUCAACAACAACUUGAUACAUCAAGAGAUCCCUUGCCAAGUUUUCACAACAACACCCACUCUUUCACUCAACGACCCGAUGACCCAAUGUUCUCACAACCAGAUGGCAUGUUCGAGCACAUUCAUGAAAUAGUGCAUGACAUUCUGAAUCAUGCCUUGUCACAACUGAGUGUGUCAUCACUACUUCUCAAUGAUGAACAAGCAGAAUUCAUUGAAGACGACACGUCGCCCACAACUAUCCAAGACAAUGAUUCCACUGCAAGCUCAAUUAUAUCUCAUGACGAAGAAAAUUCUGAAACCUUUUCUUCAAACUUGAUUCAAGAAACAACAAUGAGCCAAUUCGCAUCAUUUCAACAACAUUCAUCACAUUACCCAAAUUUGGAUGUAAACAUUGAAUCUGACCCAUAUGGUUUCUCAUCUGCUUAUUUCUGUUUUGGGUCUAACGAAGAAAAUUUUCUCUCUCUCGACUCGAGCCAACUUUUGAAGUAUGCGACAGGUGUUGAUGGGUUUAAUGGAGAGGUGAUUUCUAGAGUGACUCCACGAACAUUUCACUCGACACCAACGAAUACAGAAAAUAAUGGAAUGAUGGAUGUUGAAAGCACUUUCAAACCAAGAAGUUUGGGAGGAGAUCAAGUCGUGGAACACAUUCGUAUGGCAGCUUAUAAUUUAGGAAUUUUAACAAGAAGAGUGAAAAGCUUUCAUGAAAAUACGCAUCAUAACGAUUCAGAUGGAACAAUUUGCUACAUUUCAGGAAGUAAUGAACGAGGUCAAUUUGGUUUACCAGAAAAAUUUAGAGGUACCUCAAUGUUUAGAAAGGUGGAUUAUUUUGAAAAGAAUGGAAUUGUCAUUAAGGAUAUGACUUUUGGUUCUUAUUUUGCCUUGUUUUUAUCUAGAGAUGGAAAGCUUUAUAGUGCCGGUGAAAAUGAAAACGGACAACUGGGACGAAGUUCAUUGGCCAAUCAAUUUAAUAUUGAACAUGUGAAGGUUGUAAAUCCAGAAACGAACGAAGAAGAAUGGAUUACGCAAAUUGAAGCUGGAGCAUUCCAUUGUGCCUAUCUCUCCAAAAGUGGAAACGUUUAUUCUCAAGGUUAUAAUUGUUGGGGCCAAAGUGGACAUGACGGAGAGGACAUUUUGUCCCCCUCAAGAAUUGAUAUUUUCGGGAAGGGAAAGAUUGAAAUAGAAAGAAUUGUGUGUAUUGAACAUAACACUUUUUUCAUCACAAAACCUAAUCCAUACCGCGAUAUUUAUGCAUGCGGGUUUUCAAAGAAGGGACAACUUGGUAAAGAAUAUAAGGAAGAAGCAAUUCGGCAACCUGUCAAGUUGCAAUUCUUUUCAGGAAAAGAUAAAAGUGUUAAAUCGGUGAGUGGUGGUUGGGGACAUGUCAUUAUAGCCACGCAAGAUGGCUCUGUCUAUUCUCAGGGCCUUAAUGACUAUGGACAAUGUGGCCUUGGUGAUUUAGAGCCUCGAAAAGAAUCCACGUUAAUACCAUUCUUUGCUGAAACACUGUACAAGCAAUCGUAUCUUGAAAAAAUUGAAGAAGUUAAGUGCGGUAGCUAUCACUCUUUAUUCUUGUCCAGAUCAGGUAAAUUGUUCGGAUGUGGCUACAAUGAAAUGGGAUCGUUAUCGUUGGGCACUGAGAGUUGGAUUACCGUACCAACCUUGAUCAUUGAAUUUCCAGGUUAUUUAAUUGGAGAGCCACAUUACCAGUUGGAACUGAAAACAUGGUGUUACACCACUAGUGUGUUGGUUAAAAAGAGGUCGAAAAGAGUGGAGCAAUUUUUCUCAAACUUGAUGCGAUCAUUAGAAAGAGAAGCAAAUUUUUUCGAUUUAUCCGUUAUUUAG
Messenger RNA from Naegleria lovaniensis, 1845 nucleotides. RefSeq lists its product as uncharacterized. Gene Ontology annotation, cellular component: cytoplasm. The coding region runs from base 1 to 1845 and encodes 614 amino acids. The transcript is spliced from 3 exons. NCBI's taxonomy places the organism in Eukaryota, Heterolobosea, Eutetramitea, Acrasida, Naegleriidae. The record is from RefSeq and is a predicted model, not a curated record. Gene Ontology annotation, molecular function: guanyl-nucleotide exchange factor activity.